Pseudogymnoascus destructans is the source of this 663-nucleotide messenger RNA. RefSeq lists its product as uncharacterized. NCBI's taxonomy places the organism in Eukaryota, Fungi, Ascomycota, Leotiomycetes, Thelebolales, Thelebolaceae. The transcript is spliced from 4 exons. The record is from RefSeq and is a predicted model, not a curated record. Bases 91 to 663 code for a protein of 190 amino acids.
UCAACCUCACGCUCAACCUCACGCCUUGCGCACCCUUCUUCAGCUCCCUUAUACCAUCACCCUCAAGUUUUCAACCACCCAACCGUCAUCAUGCCUGGCGUUCCUCCCAAUGCGAUCGCCAACCUGAAGGCCAAGUGCAAGAGCUUCUUCAAGUCCAGCAAGAAGUCCAAGCCCGCCGAACCCAAGCCCGCCGCCGCCGCUGCUGCUGCCCCAGCCGCCGUAGCUGCUACCGCCACCACGGACGACAAGCCGACCGAGAUCGCGCCCGCGGCCGCCGCUCCAGCUGAUACCGCUGUUGCCACCAAGGCUGCCAAGGCCGUCGACGCUGCUGUUCCUGAGGCCGCUGCCCCAACUGCUAUCAUUACUGAGGCCGCCCCAGUCGCUGAGGCUGCCCCCGUCGCUGCUGCCCCUGAGGCCGCUGCCGUCCCAGCUGCUACCAUUACGGAGGCUGCUGUUGCCCCAGUCGAGCAGGCUGCCCCAGUCGCUGCCGUCACCGAGGCUGCUGCCCCAGCUGCCACUGAGGAGGCCGCCGCUGUUGCCGCCCCAGUUGAGGAUAAGGUUGAGGCCGCCGCCACCCCAGUCGCCGACGCCGCCGUAACCGCGACCGCUGCCGAGACCAAGGUCGAGGAGGUCACUGCUGCCCCGGCCGCCACUGCUGCCUAA